AAUAAAUAUAUGCAUUAUCUAACCUUAUUUUGAAUAUUCUUAAACACAAACGGUAUGGAUAAUCACACCACGGUGUCCUAUUUUCUGCUCCUGGAAUUUUCAAACAGUCGGCAUCUACAACUUUUACAUUUCUUCUUCUUUUUCUUGUUAUAUCUAGCAAUUGUAACAACAAAUCUUCUCAUCAUCUGUGCUGUUGCAUUUGACCAUCAUCUACAUAGCGGCAUGUAUUUCUUUCUAAUGAAUUUGGCUCUACAAGAUGUAGGUUCUGUUUCUGUCAUUGUCCCCAAAUCCAUGAUAAAUUCCCUCCUGGACACAAGACACAUUUCUUACUUUGGCUGUGUUGCUCAAGUCUUUCUCUUUGUCUCCUUUCUGGGUUCUAAUGUAUCCCUCCUGACAGUCAUGGCAUAUGAUCGGUAUGUUGCCAUUUGCCAUCCACUGCACUAUGAAACAGUAAUGAAUUGGAAAGCCUGCAUUGAAAUAUUGAUGCUGGUAUGGGUUACUAGUCUUCUCUAUGGAAUGUUGCAUACAAUUGGCACAUUUUCAUUCUUUUUUUGUUCUAACGUGGUCAACCAAUUUUUCUGUGAAAUUCCACAAUUGCUAAAACUCUCCUGCUCUGGGUUCAAUCUAGUUGAAGCUGGAGUUCUUGUAGCCAGUGCUACUGCAGGAUUAGGUUGUUUUACGUUUAUUAUUGUAUCUUAUGCCAUGAUAUUCAAGGCAGUGCUAAGAAUCUCUUCUGAACAAGGAAGGCAAAAAGCCUUAUCAACUUGUAUUCCCCACCUCAUAGUAGUGUCAAUGAUUUUAUUGACUGGAUGUUUUGCCUAUUUGAUCCCUCCUUCUAAUACCCCAUCAUACUUAGAUUUGUGGUUGACUAUUCUGUAUUCCCUUCUUCCACCACUGUUCAAUCCAAUUAUCUAUAGCAUGAGGAAUAAGAAUAUCAAAUAUGUCCUUUGGAGGUUGAUGGCUAAAGGGAUUUCAGCUGAAAGGUUAUUACAGUUUCUCCUACAUUUAUAA
Notechis scutatus (mainland tiger snake) is the source of this 1011-nucleotide messenger RNA. Its product is annotated as olfactory receptor 14A16-like. NCBI's taxonomy places the organism in Eukaryota, Metazoa, Chordata, Lepidosauria, Squamata, Elapidae. Gene Ontology annotation, cellular component: membrane. The record is from RefSeq and is a predicted model, not a curated record. Gene Ontology annotation, molecular function: G protein-coupled receptor activity; olfactory receptor activity. Gene Ontology annotation, biological process: G protein-coupled receptor signaling pathway.